AUGGAGAAGAACGAGAAAAGGAACUUUUUAAGUUGCCUUGAACUUAUUUCUCGUCACAACGAAACAGUAAAGAAUCAUCUUGAAACAGUUGCUCGUCAUCAAAAUAAAGGAACCAGAAUGCAAGCUCAUUAUCUCUCCUGGCAAUCACAAAAUGAAUUCAUCAGUGAAUGCGCUACAUUAGUUCAAGCAGCCUUUAUGAAAGAAGUAAAAGAUGCCGUAUAUUUUACGAUAAUUACCGAUGGGACCCCAAAUGUAUCUCACACCGAACAAAUCACGUUUAUUCUUCGAUUUGUGCGAUUCAACUCGGGUAAGAUGAUUUGGGAAGUUAAAGAACGAUUUCUCUGCGUUGAAGAUAUGGAGAAAAAGAAAGGUGCAGAUAUUGCUUAUUUAAUUUGCAACGUUUUAGCGAAAGUGAAUCUCGAUUUACAAAAAUUGAGAGGCCAAGGAUACGACAAUUGUUCUAAUAUGGCUGGAAUCUAUAAUGGAGCCCAAGCUCAUAUACUGGAAAAAAAUCCGUUCGCCUUAUACAUUCCUUGCGGUGCUUAA
Messenger RNA from Hydra vulgaris (swiftwater hydra), 546 nucleotides. RefSeq names its product zinc finger MYM-type protein 1-like. The record is from RefSeq and is a predicted model, not a curated record. Lineage: Eukaryota; Metazoa; Cnidaria; Hydrozoa; Anthoathecata; Hydridae.